CUUCGCAGCAACAGUAACUGGCUCCUGUUGAGCCAAUGAGACUAUGAUUGAGGCAACAGGUAGUUAAUGAGUAACACGGGAGAGGUGCAACCUUCAGCAGACAUUUGUUCAGCUCUUACUGUGUGACUCAUGCAGUCACAAGAAGCACACAGAUCGGCUGCGUUUGUUUAUUAUACUGGCAGGACUUGGAUAACAGGACUUUUGUGGAGGCCUUUAUGAGUUGUUUUGUUGGUUGUGACUGAGAAACAGAGCUGCUGUUAUGGCUGACCCACGAUCUCAGCCUCCGGCCGCUGGCUCGUCGGCGUCUAAACUCGACACGGUGCAAGGCCAGGUCAACGAGGUUAAAGUCAUCCUGAAAGACAACAUCAGCAAAGUGCUGGAGAGGGGCGACAGAUUAGAUGAUCUGAUCGGCAAGACUGAUGACCUGCAGGCGUCUGCUGACUCGUUCCAAAGAACAUCCACACGGGUCGCCCGGAAAUACUGGUGGAAAAACAUUAAACUGAUGAUUAUAAUCGGUGUGAUUGUGCUGAUCAUCGUGAUCCUCAUCAUCCUCUUUGCCACAAAAGUGAUAUAAAAAUCCUCUCCUUUAACCGGCUCAGGACUGAAAGCAACAACAAAGACGGUGGAUAAAGCUCACCUCUUUUAUUGAGCAUUUAAUUUUUGCACUCACGAGAGAGUCUUCCAAUCAUUUCAGCUCAAAACAAACACAUUUCAAGAUGAAUAUGUUUAUGUAAAAUCCAAAAGGAGAAAAACAUCUGCAAGCUUAUUGAUUAGGCUGCUCUGCGAUACGAUGAUAGAAACUUGGCUGAAUUACUUCCUUGAACACUCCAACAGUCUUUGACGUGUAAUAUUUCACAAAGGAUCACAAAUCCAAAUGUUUAUUUUUAUUUUAUCGCAUUUCUGUAUGUCCAAUUAACUGUAUAUAUAUAUUAACUUAUAUAUACUGUAUGUUUAUGACUGAAACUCUGUAAUGACAAAUGUAUUAUAUGACUGAUAAAUAUGAUAAAGAGGAUAAAUUGCAUUUGAUGCAUUCUUUGCUACCACAAAACUGUAUAAUAUAUAUAUAUAUAUGUGCAAUCUGUUCCAACCAAUCUAACAUUUCAGUCUGUGUAAUAAUAAAUGAAGCAAAUUCACAAAUAGCAUCUGAGAAACAUUAAAUACAAAAACAAGAAGAGAUGAGGAACGCAAACUGCUAAAACUUUGCAGCAAUCUAAAUAAAUGCAAAAACACCAAAACUUGUAACAACGAACACGCCGGUAAAUGUAGAGGAAAUGUGCUGUAGGUUCAUAGCGCUCUUCAUUAUUCUCUUACAAUCAGCUUAGUGCUCUUUGCUGGAUACCAUCAUCUCUCUGGCCAAUGCUCCACCAGCCCACUGCUGUCUUU
This is a messenger RNA of Sebastes umbrosus (honeycomb rockfish), 1383 nucleotides long. RefSeq lists its product as uncharacterized. The coding region runs from base 260 to 574 and encodes 104 amino acids. NCBI's taxonomy places the organism in Eukaryota, Metazoa, Chordata, Actinopteri, Perciformes, Sebastidae. Gene Ontology annotation, cellular component: SNARE complex; plasma membrane. The record is from RefSeq and is a predicted model, not a curated record. Gene Ontology annotation, molecular function: SNAP receptor activity; syntaxin binding. Gene Ontology annotation, biological process: vesicle fusion; vesicle-mediated transport; SNARE complex assembly. The transcript is spliced from 3 exons.